CUCAAAAUGGAGGUAAAACCGCCGCCCGGUCGCCCCCAGCCCGACUCCGGCCGUCGCCGUCGCCGCCGGGGGGAGGAGGGCCAUGAUCCAAAGGAACCAGAGCAGUUGAGAAAACUGUUUAUUGGUGGUCUGAGCUUUGAAACUACAGAUGAUAGUUUACGAGAACAUUUUGAGAAAUGGGGCACACUCACAGAUUGUGUGGUAAUGAGAGACCCCCAAACAAAACGUUCCAGGGGCUUUGGUUUUGUGACUUAUUCUUGUGUUGAAGAGGUGGAUGCAGCAAUGUGUGCUCGACCACACAAGGUUGAUGGGCGUGUAGUGGAACCAAAGAGAGCUGUUUCUAGAGAGGAUUCUGUAAAGCCUGGUGCCCAUCUAACAGUGAAGAAAAUUUUUGUUGGUGGUAUUAAAGAAGAUACAGAAGAAUAUAAUUUGAGAGACUACUUUGAAAAGUAUGGCAAGAUUGAAACCAUAGAAGUUAUGGAAGACAGGCAGAGUGGAAAAAAGAGAGGAUUUGCUUUUGUAACUUUUGAUGAUCAUGAUACAGUUGAUAAAAUUGUUGUUCAGAAAUACCACACUAUUAAUGGGCAUAAUUGUGAAGUGAAAAAGGCCCUUUCUAAACAAGAGAUGCAGUCUGCUGGAUCACAGAGAGGUCGUGGAGGUGGAUCUGGCAAUUUUAUGGGUCGCGGAGGGAACUUUGGAGGUGGUGGAGGUAAUUUUGGCCGUGGUGGAAACUUUGGUGGAAGAGGAGGCUAUGGUGGUGGAGGUGGUGGCAGCAGAGGUAGUUAUGGAGGAGGUGAUGGUGGAUAUAAUGGAUUUGGAGGUGAUGGUGGCAACUAUGGCGGUGGUCCUGGUUAUAGUAGUAGAGGGGGCUAUGGUGGUGGUGGACCAGGAUAUGGAAACCAAGGUGGUGGAUAUGGUGGAGGUGGAGGAUAUGAUGGUUACAAUGAAGGAGGAAAUUUUGGCGGUGGUAACUAUGGUGGUGGUGGGAACUAUAAUGAUUUUGGAAAUUAUAGUGGACAACAGCAAUCAAAUUAUGGACCCAUGAAAGGGGGCAGUUUUGGUGGAAGAAGCUCGGGCAGUCCCUAUGGUGGUGGUUAUGGAUCUGGUGGUGGAAGUGGUGGAUAUGGUAGCAGAAGGUUCUAAAAACAGCAGAAAAGGGCUACAGUUCUUAGCAGGAGAGAGAGCGAGGAGUUGUCAGGAAAGCUGCAGGUUACUUUGAGACAGUCGUCCCAAAUGCAUUAGAGGAACUGUAAAAAUCUGCCACAGAAGGAACGAUGAUCCAUAGUCAGAAAAGUUACUGCAGCUUAAACAGGAAACCCUUCUUGUUCAGGACUGUCAUAGCCACAGUUUGCAAAAAGUGCAGCUAUUGAUUAAUGCAAUGUAGUGUCAAUUAGAUGUACAUUCCUGAGGUCUUUUAUCUGUUGUAGCUUUGUCUUUUUCUUUUUCUUUUCAUUACAUCAGGUAUAUUGCCCUGUAAAUUGUGGUAGUGGUACCAGGAAUAAAAAAUUAAGGAAUUUUUAACUUUUCAAUAUUUGUGUAGUUCAGUUUUUCUACAUUUUAGUACAGAAACUUUAACAAAAUGCAGUUUCGAAGGUGUUUCCUUGUGAGUUAACAAGUAAAGAAGAUCAUUGUUAAUUACUAUUUUGUAUGAAUUUUGCUAAAGUUAACUGUAAAGAAACACCUGCUGACUUGCAGUUUAAGGGGAAUCUAUUCUCCCCAUUUCCAAACCAUGAUAUGAAUGGGCGCUGACAUGUGGAGAGAAUAGAUAAUUUGUGUGUUUGCAAUGUGUGUUUUAGAUAAAUAGGAUUGGGUAUUUAAAUUAGCAUUUGUGAAUUUAAUAGCAUUAAGAUUACCUUCAAAUGAAAAAAAAUCUCAAAAUUUCUAUUUGGUUUUUGUGCAUUUUCUUUUAAAAUGUAAUCAUAUGAUUUUAGUGUGUUAGACUUGCUGAGUCCUAGCUGUGUUUAGAACAUCUCUAUUCUACAUUUACCUUGGUCAAAUUUGAACUGCUGCCAUAGGUUUUGGGUGUAAAGAAUGUUUACUGCCCUCCAUUUAAAUUCUGAAAAGGGAUGGUGGAUGUUUUCCCUCUCCUACGUUAGAAACCAUUCUUAAAAACUUUUGAAAAUAUAGAACCAUUAAGCCUGCUAUAUCUGAGCAAAUUAGUGGGUACCUUUUUUUUCUUAUUUAAAGCACAAGAGGCCCAUAAAUCUUGAGUUACUUUAAAUUCUUUUUUUUGAUACAAGUUUUCAGAGCAAGAGAAUAAAAAUCAUGUGUUAUUAAACCCCUAACUGGCUGGCAUGCUUUCCUGUUUGUAUUCUAUACAUUUUGCUGGAUGAAACCAAGGAUAGUUCAGGUAUAAUUGUCCAAAAUAACCUAACUGCAGCAGAAAUGUAGCACAGUUGCUUAGUACAGGCUUCUCACUUCCUACAGACCUGAAUUCAAAUUUGGAUAGUCUGAGUUCUUAAAUUCCCAAAGAACACACUGUUAUUUCUUGUGUAUAUUUCAACAUAAAUCAUGUUGUUACCAAUUUGUUUGGAAGGCCCUGGUUGAGAAGAGUUUUAGUUAAUAAGGUCAUAUAUACAUAUAUUAAUAUAAACCAAUGUCUACUGUUUUGCUCCAGCUAGUGCUUACAGUUUCAUUCGAGCCCUGAGUAUGUGCCCUGCUGUUACUCUCUUUGGUAGUUGAACGUUGAAUUCAAGUCUUUUGUUUUAAGAAGUACUAAGCAAACAAGCAAUAAAAAGGGGAAUGGGGUGUGCUAGUGUUUGAAUAUGCUCUCUUGUUGCUCUAAUUCUGUGCCUCUGUGCAUUAAUAUUUGGAUGCAUGCAAUGCCAGCAUGGAAAUUGGUCUUCACACAUACUGCAGUUUUCCAGAAACAUUCACAAACCAAUAAAUGUAACAGACAUUCCAUUUGUUAAUGGGCAUAUAUGUGAAAAGCAGUGUAGAAAAUAGGCUAAUAUUAGAAAAUGGUUAAGUCCUAAAUAACUUCAAGUGUGGUUAUAUAAUGGACACUGUCAAUGUUCAUAACUUAAACCUGGGUACCUGGUCAAAAUAAUGCUUGGGAAACAUUAAAAUUGAGCUAAAUUGUCUCAAGUUCUUUUAUUCAUAUAAAUAAAGUUUAAAGGAAUGGGGGAGAUUAACAUUUCCUGUUUUAUGUUUGUGAAAUUGUUUGACACAACCUUGACAGUAUCCUUUAAUGGCAUGAGGUUAAUUGUACUGUUAACCAACUUUCUAUGUUCUGGAACUAGUAUUAUAGUGAAAACAUUUACAGUAAGUUGAUGUUUACAACCUAUAAGCAGGUGAAAUCUGUGUAUGUGACCUGUUUAUAAGUUGUAUUAGCUUAGCUCUUGUGAACAGUGUGGAAAAGUAAGCCAUGAGGAGAGCGAUUUAACCACCUUUAAAGGACCUAAGAUGUGCUUUUUAAGCACAGUGUGGAUCACAGAAACUCACUAAGACAGGACUUCAGCAGCCUUUUGUGUUUGGACAAGUCAGCAUAAAUAAAGAAUGACAAGGCAGCAGCAAGAGCUUCAACUACAGAGAAGUGAAGGCAUAAGAUACUAUGAUGAUAGUGAGCAACUUUCCAAAAGCUAGUUAAAUCUGCUUAUUACAACUGAAAUAUCGAAGAAAGUCUAGCAGGAAGGAGCUCUUCGCCUUUUGGAACAUCAAUGAGAGAUAGUUGCCACAGUCACUAGGUCUAGCAUUUAGACCUGCAAGGAAGGGCAAUAAGCAUUAGGUAAGGCUUGAAUUUGAAUUUUUUCACUAAUUAAAGAGUAAUUUUUUGUAAAGCAAGGUAAGAGUAAUCUUUUUGAUUUGCAGGUUGAAUGAGAACCCUACUUGCCUAAAUGAGGAAUGUCUUUCCUACCAUCUAAAAUACGAAGGUUUCUGGCUGGGUAAGGUUUGUAGUUGACAGUAAAACCUGAUGACACCAUUUGUUUCCCUGCAAGUCUACAUUACAUAUUUCACAACUUUGUCCCUCUCUAGUAGGCACAUUGGAAAAAUUCUUCAACUGAAAACUACCUUGGUACCAUGUCCUACACGUUUUAAACCUUAGUUUUAAAAAUUCCCCUGCGAAAUAGCCAUAAGUAUUCAUAUCAAGUCAGUUGUGACUCCUUGUGUAUACAAUUCAUUUUUUGUGUCUUCAGGGUAAACUCAAUUUUUGGUAAAGUGGUUUCAGCUUUUGUGAAAACCGUUUUGGUGUGUAAGCAUGACACACAACAGACUCAGUAAGCUGCCCAUCCUCAUACUAGGAAAACACCUUCAAAGGAACAUUAAAAGUUACCAGGGCCAGGCACAGUGGCUCACGCCUGUAAUCCCAGCACUUUGGGAGGCUGAGGCAGAUGGAUCCCAAGUCCAGGAAUUUGAGACGAGCCUGGGCAACAUAGUGAGAGCCUGUCAACAAAAAAUAGAAAAAUUAGUUGGGCUUGGUGAUACACAUCUGUAGUCCCAGCUAUUUGGGAGGCUGCCUUGAUAUCAGGCAGUCGAGGCUGCAGUGAGCUGACUGCCCCACUGUAUUCCAGCCUGGGUGACCCCAUCUCAAAGAAGAAAAGUUACCAGAUGUCAUGGGUAAAGGUUGGUCUUCAAGUGGCCUCAUAAGUUGUCUUGCAUUUAAAUUCAGGGAAUUCAUUGGACCAAUAGGUUACAUUUUCGUUCCUUUUUUGUUUUGGUUCAUCUGUUAAGCAGUGGGGGCCUAAUUACUGCUCCUUUGUAAAAACACAUUUUCCCAAAGAACACUGAAUUACCGUUCAAACUGGUUGUUGAUGGGUAAUAAGGGCUGUUUUUGCUGCCCCAAAAGGGCUUAACAAUUUAGUCGGAUAGUUUACUUAAAAAAAAAAAUCCUUUGGAGACAUACUGAAAAUGCAAACUAGUUUCUAAAUUAUCAAUUCCCUACAUGAAGAAGCAGUUUGCCAGAGUUUAGUCUCAGAAAAUGACUGGUUGGCUCUAUUUAAAUCAGAACCCAAUUUCUACGCGUGUUGAAUAAGGUAACAGCCUUUGAUGAAUUUCCUUCACAACAUGGUUUUAGUGAAGCAAACAUUUUUUUUUUAAGGGCAUUGUUCUUUCUAGUUUAUUUCUUUUUAUGAAAUAAAAUUAUUUUAUUUAAACAGUUCCAUUGUCGUUUCUGAAAACUACAGUAUUCUCAGAAGUUGUAGCAGCAGUAAAAAAAAAAAAGUUGUUAUAUAAGUGAUUGGGGCAGAUUUAACUGAUUUUGUUAAACCAAUUUGUAAGUUACUGCUUCUAAUAUUACACUUCUAAAAAGCUGAAUUUAUACUCAUGUCCUAAAGGAGAAUAUGUGGUAAUAAAGUAUAUUUGUUAAGUAACUAAUUGAAAUAGGCUUGGUUUUAAGAGUUCCAGUAUAUAAUAAUCACAAAUUGAAACCUGACAGUAUCUUGGGAGUUCCAGUAAUGUCACAAAUUAGUGAAUAAGCAUGCCAGUGUGCAAGGGUAAUGUAAGGAUUGUUAGCCUAUCUAAAUAUUCAAAAUUACUUUAAAACUUAAGUAUGUUUUCUGAUUUUUAAGAAUUCAGAAGUGUUCUGUAAUGGAUUCAGAUGUUUCAUUUGUAGUAUAAUGAAAUGUUUACAGAAAGAUAACUUUUUCAUUAAAAUAUUUUUAGAAAUGUGUGUGUUGUUUUGUCACUUCACAAUGUUCAUGUGACUUAAACACUAUAGGUGAAUAUUUUGACUUAUUUUACCAGUAAGUAAUAAAACAACAGGAAACUUGGA
Messenger RNA from Homo sapiens (human), 5710 nucleotides. RefSeq names its product heterogeneous nuclear ribonucleoprotein A3 (gene HNRNPA3). The record is from RefSeq and is marked validated. Gene Ontology annotation, molecular function: nucleic acid binding; RNA binding. The transcript is spliced from 11 exons. Gene Ontology annotation, cellular component: ribonucleoprotein complex; nucleus. Bases 7 to 1143 code for a protein of 378 amino acids. NCBI's taxonomy places the organism in Eukaryota, Metazoa, Chordata, Mammalia, Primates, Hominidae.